This is a messenger RNA of Syzygium oleosum, 791 nucleotides long. Its product is annotated as nuclear transport factor 2B-like. Gene Ontology annotation, biological process: nucleocytoplasmic transport. The transcript has 2 exons. The record is from RefSeq and is a predicted model, not a curated record. Bases 54 to 425 code for a protein of 123 amino acids. Lineage: Eukaryota; Viridiplantae; Streptophyta; Magnoliopsida; Myrtales; Myrtaceae. Gene Ontology annotation, cellular component: nuclear pore central transport channel.
GGUGGUAGUGGGAUCCAGGUGCGGCGGGAGGAGGGGCGGGUAGAGGGAGACGGAUGGAUCCAGACGCGGUGGCGAAGGCGUUCGUGGAGCACUACUACACGACGUUCGAUGCGAACCGGGGGGGGCUGGCGAAUCUGUACCAGGAAGGGUCGAUGCUGACGUUCGAGGGUCAGAAGAUCCAGGGGUCGCAGAGCAUCGUCUCCAAGCUCACCUCCCUCCCCUUCCAGCAGUGCCAGCACAGCAUCACCACCGUCGACUGCCAGCCGUCCGGCCCCGCCGGCGGCAUGCUCGUCUUCGUCAGCGGCAACCUGCAGCUCACCGGCGAGCAGCACGCCCUCAACUUCAGCCAGAUGUUCCAUUUGAUGCCGACGCCCCAAGGAAGCUUCUAUGUGUUGAAUGAUAUCUUCCGACUGAACUAUGCAUGAACACAACAUGGGCUUCUUGUCCACAAGAAGUAUCUGUUGCUUGGAUGUCAAGAUUAUACGAUCCAUAUGAUUGCUACCGUCUGGUGCUUGAAUUUUAAAUUGCAUCUGGUUUUUUUUUUUUUUGGAAGGUUGCGUUUAGCAUCAUCCAGUGUUCUCUGUCUCUUGAAGAAUAUGGAUUUGUUCAUGGUGAUUGGUUGAAGUAAAAAUCGCUCUUCUGUUUAUUCCUGUAUUAAGAGUUUGAUAGAAUCGUUUUACCUUUUUUCUUUUGGCCAAAAGUUUGGUCGGGUCAAGCUUUGAAGUUUUGAGAUACAUGUUGCAAAAUUAUCCAACUUUGGAUUUGCCAGCAUUGCAAGUUUGUUCUCUCUA